Molecule: messenger RNA, 2052 nt
Organism: Boeremia exigua
Lineage: Eukaryota; Fungi; Ascomycota; Dothideomycetes; Pleosporales; Didymellaceae
Exons: 2
Coding region: 1-2052 (683 amino acids)
Molecular function (GO): long-chain fatty acid-CoA ligase activity; long-chain fatty acid transmembrane transporter activity
Source: RefSeq, a predicted model, not a curated record
AUGGCAGGCCUCCCUCUCGCAAUUCCUGCUGCCGCUGCAGGUCUCGCAUAUAUCAAUGCUCGCCAUGGCAUCAGCUAUGACUGGCCGCUGCUCUCCUCCUUCAUCCCAGCGAUGCUUGGCAUAAUUCGCGCCGAACGCCGCGACCAGCUCAAUGUCUUCUACGAGCUCGAGGCGCUGGUUCAAGGCUCCCGCGCAGAUCACCCGUGGAUUAUUUUCCAAGGACAGACAUGGACAUACAAGCAGGCCUAUGACAUUGUCUUAAGAUAUGGCACAUGGCUGAAGAGCAAGGGCAUUCAGCCGGGGGAGAUAGUUGCUAUGGACUUUGUAAACUCAGAGACAUUUGUCUGGGUCUGGUUUGGGCUGUGGAGCAUCGGUGCAAAGCCAGCGUUUAUCAACUACAACCUGACAGGCAAGUCCCUCAUACACACCGUUAAGACGUCGACAGCGCGCCUGGUGCUCGUUGAUGAAGAGAGCAAGGCCAAUUUCGCCGAGCAUGUCAUGGUAGAACAUGGGUUCUCACCUGUUCCUGCGACGACAAUGGGCGGCAGAGAGGCUCAUUACGACUUCGAGAUGGACCAGAGUGAGGUACUGCGCUCAGUCAAGAGCCAGGCGUUGGCACAAGUGCAACAACAGGGCAUCACUGCCACGCCCCAGCAGAAGAAGUUGGAGAUUGUGUUCUUCGACAAACAGCUUCAGGAAUCAAUCCUCAUGCUCCAACCGACCCGCCAACCCGACUCCUGCCGUGCUGGCCAGAAGCGCAACAGUAUGGCCAUGUUGAUCUACACAAGUGGCACGACUGGCUUGCCAAAACCUGCCGUUAUGGCGUGGGGCAAGUGCAAUGGUGGAGCAAAGUACAUCUCUGGUUGGCUGAACAUCAAGGACGACGUGUUGUAUACUUCGAUGCCACUCUACCACUCCUCCGCUUCCAUCUUGGGAGUAUGCGCCGUUCUUCGCGCCGGCGGUACCAUCUGCCUUUCCUCCAAAUUCAGCCACAAGACCUUCUGGCCCGAGGUUAGAGCGAGCAAAGCAACAGUCAUCCACUACGUUGGUGAGACCUGCCGCUACCUGCUCUCUGCCCCUCCUUCUGCUCUGGAUCGAGCGCACCACGUGCGUGCGGCUUUUGGCAACGGUCUUCGUCCUGAUGUCUGGGAGCCAUUCAAAGAAAGAUUUGGCAUAAGAACCAUUUACGAGUUUUACGCAGCCACAGAGGCGCCAGGGGGGAUGUGGAACCGCAGCGACAACACGUUUUCCUCUGGUGCCAUUGGCCGGAGCGGGACUCUUGCUUCCCUCAUUGUUGGUGGAGGCAUGUGUGUCGUACGUACUGAUCCUGACGCCGACGGAGCGCAGCCUCUUCGCAACAAAGACAGUGGUCUCUGCUAUGUGUGCACUUGGAAUGAGCCUGGCGAGCUGCUGUACCAAUUGGACCCCGCGAAUAUCGAAUUGAAGUUUCAGGGCUACUUCGGUAACGACGGCGCAACAAGCUCGAAGAUUGUCAGAGAUGUAAAGAAGCCGGGGGAUGCAUACUUUCGCUCUGGUGAUCUCGUGCGCCACGACAAAGAAGGGAGGUGGUGGUUCGUAGACCGCAUUGGAGACACUUUCCGCUGGAAGUCUGAGAACGUUAGCACUGCCGAAGUCGCAGAUGCAGUGGGGCGACAUGCUGCAGUAGAUGAAGCAGCUGUCUACGGAGUCCAAGUCCCCGGUCACGACGGGCGAGCUGGCUGUGCUGCCGUGGUCCUGAAUGCAUCUGGAUUGUCCAGGUCAGACAAUGCAGAGAAGAGUAUUGCAGUCAAGGGAGAAGUGCUGGAGUCCCUCGCAGCGCAUAUCACAAAAGAACUGCCUGCUUUUGCGAGACCAAUUUGGAUUAGGGUCACCAAGCAGCUACAAACGACAGGGACAAACAAGCAGCAGAAGCACGUGUUGCAGAAUGACGGGAUCGACGUACACGCAGUCGAGCAGGCUGGUGAUGCGUUGUACUGGCUCAGCAAGGGAACAUAUGUCCCGUUCACGGCAGAGGAACACAAGAAGAUUGAAGGUGGGGGAGUGAAGCUGUAG